AUGCAAUUUGCCCAUCUCCUUCCCAAGGCCAGCCAGGCCAUCCUUAUCCUGGUGGUCUUCUUCCAGCUUGGGACUAACAAUGCUGAGGAAGCUGAACUUAUUGCUAAUCUCAGUCCUGCUUUUCUCUCCAAAAUCAGUCGAAAGCUGAUGAUAAUGAACAUAGAUAUGCCCACAGCAGUCAAAUCAAAUGAAGAAGUAACCCUUAAGCUUAAAGUGAGCACGGAACUGAGAGAAUGCAUGGUGAUCCGGUCUUACCUAACCGCCACCUCUCCGAUGGAUACGCCUUUCAAGUUCAAAUAUGUCGGCUGUCUCUGUGAUGAUUACCCAAGAACCUUCUACUGGGAUGUUGCUUCCAACAGUAUCACGGUAAUCACAGCUUACGUUGACGUGAUUCGUGAACUUGGCAUCUGCCCUGGGAAUAAAGCAGCGGUGCCCAUUGAAGCAAACCGUUUUUACAUGAAGAAAGCCUUUAAUGUAGUUGAUUAUUAG
Messenger RNA from Sorex fumeus (smoky shrew), 489 nucleotides. Its product is annotated as prolactin-inducible protein homolog. Gene Ontology annotation, biological process: proteolysis; regulation of immune system process. The coding region runs from base 1 to 489 and encodes 162 amino acids. Gene Ontology annotation, molecular function: aspartic-type endopeptidase activity. The transcript is spliced from 4 exons. NCBI's taxonomy places the organism in Eukaryota, Metazoa, Chordata, Mammalia, Eulipotyphla, Soricidae. The record is from RefSeq and is a predicted model, not a curated record. Gene Ontology annotation, cellular component: extracellular region.